GCGAGCGAGCGAACGAACGAGCGAGCACCGAGGCGCAUUCCCUCUGCCAGGAGAAGCCCUGGAGCAGCUCGCCGGACUCCAGGGAGCGCUGUGUCGCCGCCCGCCGAGGGAGGGGAGCCGCAGGAGGAGAAGGCGGCAGCCCACCAGGCGCAUCUGGACACGGGAGCCGAGGGCGCAGCCUGCCUCGGUGCGGCUGAUGGGCGCACUCCGGCCAGCAGCAGCCAGACACAGCCCCAGCUCCGAGCUCCAAGGUGGACUGCAUUUCUUUUUAUGAAGCUUCACUAAUGGCUUGACAUUGGCAAAUUAAACAGAAUUCUCAUCAUGGAGAAUACAGAUGAUAACUGGGCAUCAAAAGCAGAGGAUAAAGAUCCACCCCAAAGUCCCUAUUCUGUUGAAACCCCCUACGGUUUCCAUUUAGAUCUUGACUUCCUGAAGUAUGUCGAUGACAUUGAAAAGGGAAAUACUAUCAAGAGAAUUCCAGUCCGCCGGAAAACUAAGCACCCCAAAUUUAGCACCCUGCCUCGGAACUUUAGCCUUCCAGAAAAUGGAUCCAAUGUCUAUUCGUCCUCCUUAAACAAGAGUUUCCUUACACAGAGAAAGACCUCCUUAGAUGCAGAGGGGAGCAGAUCCCUGGUCACACCCAUUGACACGUCUUCACAUUCAACUCUUCCCCAAGGACCGAGCUACAGAAAGAAAGCCCUGCUAAUAGAGACUGUCAGACAAGAUCCUCUUCCCCUUGAAGAGGAGACUGCCAAUUGUAAAGGAAGGCCUCAGCUUCUAAGGGCAUCCAGCAUGCCUGCCAAACUUCUACCAAUUCCAAAUUUAGAAGAAGAAACUCACCAGGCAGCUUUUCUGCCUUCGGGAUUUCUUCGGUCUUCCAAUGGAAAUGGUUUAGAGCUUGAUUUUAGCCCUGCAAAAAAGCCAUCCGAGUUAAUUAGUUCCAAAAGAUCUCCCUUAACCCCUCAUGAAAAUCUAACGGAUAUGAAAGAGCAAACCAAUAAAGCCAUCCAGGAUUCUGAGAAAAGUCCAGGAUUACGGAGAGAAGCUCAGCUUCUGUUAGACCAGCAAAAAACAGAGCUUCCUAAGGAAAUAACACAACCCAGUGAUUCACAGCAAAGCCAACCCCUAAUUUCUCAGAAAUUCCUUGAGGUGGUCAAGAGUGGAGAAGAAUGUCAUGAGUCACAGAUAUAUCCAUCAUUAGUUCAGAGUGGUUUGGCCCCUACCGGUACCUCAGAAAAUAUGUCUGUAAAGCAAUCCCAGGAAGAAAUAGAACUUAACAUAUGUGAGACUGUUACAGAAGAAGCAGAGGAAGAGGAUGAAAUGACAGGUUUUAGCACUAGAGAAGUGGGGGAAAAUAUAGAACUCGAGCCCUUCCUUCUUAAAGGUCCCAGCAAUAUAAGAGCGUUACAGCAGCAUAUUGCAAUUUUGGAGAAGCAGCUGAAUCACAAAACAGAAGAACUCGAGCAGAUCCGGAUGGUUUUGAAGCAACAGGAUCAAGAAAUCAAAGCAAAAGAGAGAAGCAUUGAAUUGCUAGCAAGUUCUAAAGCCCAGCUGGAAGAGAAACUCUGUGGGGAAAACAUCAAAGAAAUUAAGCCAGGCGUGCAGGCCAGAAAUGCCCCCCAAUACUUCGAUGUUGCUGUGAAUACCGAACAUGUACAUGAAAAGGUGAUGCAUGAAAAAGAGAUUUCUGUAAGCAUCAAGGAGCUUGUGGAACCUCUAGGAGGUGAUACUUACGAGGCUGACGAUAAAAAUGUGGAAAUAUGUAAUGUGCUACUCGGUGCUGAGAUAUCAGGUGUUAUUGCUGAUGAUGGAGGAAGAGAUGAGCCUACUUUGCAGAGAAAUGAGGAAGGAGAGAGAAUUGUUCAGGAAAGUGAUUGCUCUAUUGUUGAACCAAGCUAUGAUGAGCUACAUGUUGGUAAUGAAAACAAGACAGAAAGAAACCCUUUGACCCUCUUUGUUCCUGGGGGAGAAAAUGAUUCUGCUCCCAAGACCGCUGACAUAAAAUCCAAAGGAAUGCAAAUCAUUUUUCAAGAAGAUGCUCAGCGAGAACAGGAGGAGCAGAAUCACCAAGAAGCAAAGGAAUCACCUACAGAUCCCAUUGUGGGCCAAUACAUUAAAAAAAUCCAGGAUCUCUUACAAGAGCAGUGGCUGUGCCUAGAACAUGGGUAUCCCGAGCUAGCCAGUGCAAUAAAGCAUCCUGCCUCAAAGCUCAGUUCGAUCCAGAAUCAACUUGUUAAUUCUCUGAAUUUGCUGCUCUCUGCCUACUCAGCACAGACACCAACAGACCAAGAGAAUUCCAACACACAGUAUCAACAGUUGGAAAUCUCUCCAAGUACAAGUCUGAAAUCUAUUAUGAAAAAGAAAGAAGCUGGUUUCCACGAAGGAAGUAAUGGCACCAAAAAGAACCUUCAGUUUGUUGGGGUAAAUGGUGGUUAUGAAACCACGUCCAGCGAAGAUUCUAGCUGUGAAGAAAACUCCUCUGAAGGUGAUUCAGAUAAUGAGAUGGACAGAAAACAUGGGAACGAGGAGCAAAGUUGGGGGGAAGAGGUCAAAGAAGAUGAACAAUCAACAUCUGCAACUCCUCCAAGUGCAAAGAAGGACCGCGAUCCAGGAAAACUAGAGGAAACCACACAAUCAACAAUGCAAGAUAAAGCUGAGAGAUUUAGACCCUCGGGAGAUUUUCUCAAAGGGUGCCAGAUCUUAAGCAAAAACUUGUCAGAAAUAAGGACCACAAAGGACAAAUUCCUGAGGCAUGUGUUGAGCACUGUGUGUCAGGAGUGGUUUCGAAUCUCAAGCAGGAAAUCUUCGUCCUCUGGAAUUGUUGCAGCUUACCUCCAGGAGAUUGAGGCGGUUCAUCCCCACCUACAGAGUGUCAUUGUCAAUUUAGCCGAUGGAAAUGGCAACACAGCCCUUCAUUACAGCGUUUCUCAUUCAAACUUUUGGAUUGUGAAGCUUCUUUUAGAGACAGGUGUUUGUGAUGUGGAUUAUCAAAAUAAAGCUGGGUAUACAGCAGUAAUGAUCACUCCACUUGCAUCAGCAGAGACGGAGGAAGAAAUGGAAGUAGUCAAGAAGCUCUUGCAAGAAGGCAAUGUCAAUAUAAGGGCUAGCCAGGGUGGACAGACUGCCUUAAUUUUGGGAGUGAGCCAUGAUAGAGAAGAUAUGGUGAAAGCAUUGCUGUCAUGCAAUGCUGAUAUAAAUCUUCAGGAUGAGGAUGGCCUAUCACCAUUAAUGGUGGCUUCUCAACAUGGUAAUUUGGAGAUGGUGAAACUUCUUUUAUCUCAUUCAGGCUGUGAUCCUGCAUUAGUGGACAAGGCUGGCAAUUCUGCUUUGUCCCUGGCUUUGAAAUCUUCCCACAUGGAAAUUGUAGAGUUCCUACGGACCCACAUACAUCAUACCCAAUCUCUGAAUACAUAAAAGGAAAUGGGAAAAACUGUAUCUGAUUGAAUGAGAAAUUCAUAACAAAAGACUUAUUGUAUUAGCCAACUCUGUAACCACUUUAUAUGCCAAUGAUUUAGCUGAUAACCACUGAUAUACCUAUUUACGAAAAAAGGGAAUUAUGCCAAUUAUUUGCAUACAUUCCUCAUAAAUGAAUCACUCUCCUGAGCUGUUUUAGUCCUGACCUACGACCACUGCAACAAAUGAGACUUAGAUUAUUGCAUUGCCUUUGUAUUAACAACUAUUCUCCCCCCCCCCGAAAUUAUUGCCUUCUUAAGGGGGAGAUUUCAGCCUAUUUUUUAUUUUUCAAAAUGCCUGUGAAAAACAUUAAGAAACUACCUUUGAAAAGCAUUAAGAAUUUAUUUGUUGACAUACGUCUUCAGUUGCCUAGAAUGAUGGCAUCCCAUUUAUAAGGAUGAAGUGCUUCCAAAUAUUUUAUGAACACACCAAAGCUAUUCAGUGGAGAUAUUGGUAAAGACCGUAUAUUUGGAUAAUCUGAUCCUAGAUCAGUUUAUAUGAAUUAUCAGGGUACCAUGACCAAAUAAAGCAGAUAAGCUAGUUGUAGAACUAGUGGUGGCGCAGUGGUUAGAAUACAGUAAUGCAGGCUACUUCUGCUGACUGCUGACUGUCUGCAAUUUGGCAGAUCGAAUCUCACCAGGUUCAAGGUUGACUCAGCCUUCCAUCCUUCUGAGGUGGUUAAAAUGAGGACCCAAAUUGUUGGGGACAAUGUGCUGACUUUAUAAACCGCUUAGAGAAGGCUGUAAAAGCACUGUGUAGCGGUAUAUAAGUUUAAGUGCUGUUAUUGCUAUUGCUAUAGUCUCCCUGAAAGGUCACUCCUCUUGAUUCUUUUAUUGGCUUCGGCUUGAUGCUACCAGAGUUUACUUAAUUCCAUAAACCAAUUCAUUGUUGUAGAAGGGAAUCAGUUAAGUGCCAGAUCUUGUUCUCGCUAGAGAAGGAACUACUUAAGGAAAUCAUUUGGGCCUGAUCCCACUGAGGAUCCAUAUUAGUAUAAAUGGCAUUGACAUUCUUAGGCCUGAGAAUCACUAGAUCAGAGAUCCCCAAAUCCUGGGUCGUGGCCCGUUUUGAAACUAGGCUGUGCAAGUGGCGGAUGAGAGCAUAUGCACGUGAGACUCCAUUUGUGUGAGCGGCGCAUGUGCUCUCACCUAUCGCUUGCAUGGAACCAUUGUCUUUUCCGCCUCCCCCACUGCUGCCACCAUCACUGCUGGUCCACAAAGCCAGAAAAGUUUGGGACUGCUGACCUAGAUGUCAUGAGACACUAUCGUUUAGAAAGCUUCUCUAGUGUCCCCAUUUUGUACAAAUGUCUCACAAGAAACCUAUUGGGAGUGCUGUGGAUCUAGCGGUGAGAUUUAGCCCUUCCUUCUCUUCUGUAUUCUGUAUUCCUACCUUUAUUUAUUUAUUAUUUUUAUUUUAUUAUUCAUAUUUCUAUGCUGCCCACUCUCCGAGGACUCUGGGCAGCUUACACAAAGACAGUAUACUAAAUAGCAUAUUGCCCCCAACAAUCUGGGUCCUCAUUUUACCCACCUCGGAAGGAUGGAAGGCUGAGUCAACCUUGAGCCGGUGAGAUUUGAUCCACUGAUCUGCUGAACUAGCAGUCAGCUGAAGUAGCUGCAGUACUGCACUCUAAUCACUGCACCACCUCGGCUCAUUUACAGAGGAUAAUGUGAAAUUUGAUCUGUUCUUUGCCAGCUUUACCAGAAAUCAUUAGCUAUUAGCAUGCUAAUCCUAUGCUCUCCUGCUAUGCUUUUCUUCCCGUACUAAUAUCUAAUGAUUUCUGGUAAGGGUGGUAAAGAACAGAUCAAAUUUCACAUUAUCCACUGCACAGCUAGGCAUAACCAGGCAGAUAAAUACGAAGACAUGGAAUUAAAAUGUAGACCUCAUAGUGAGUUCCUACAGACCCAGAAAAAUCAAUUUAUUGAAUUAGCUGAGAAUAGUGACUCUGCUUUUAAAAUGAAUGUCUAGUAUUUUGCUCCUAUGGCAGAUGAUGUUUCCAAUGUAGCUAUAAGCACAGUAGUAAAGCAAUACUUAUAAAAUAGAUAGUGCAUGCUAUUUUUUAACCAGCUGUUUCAAAACAAAAUUCAGUCAAUUUGUAAGUUGUACUAUUUAUUAGUAUUGAUUUUGGUAGGUAUCAGUGAUCAGUGCUUUCUUAGCACGCAGUAAAUAUAGAUUAAGAUAUCCUUUACAUACUAAUCCAAUUGACUUGACAUAUAUGACUGUAAGAACAAGUAUUCAAAGCUCAGUAUAUCAAACAGGGCCUGGAAGGAAGUAGAUUCAAAUCUACUAUUAACCUCACAGCAGUGUCAAACUGGCGGCCCAUGGGCUGGAUACAUCACGCACAGGGCACCCCCACAACAGCUCUGCAAAGGGAAAAAAGGUUGCGAUACAUGAUGCCGCAAGUUUGGCACCCAUGCUCUAGGGCAGUGAUGGCUAACCUUUUUGCAAUUGCUUGCCAAAAGUGUGGGGAGCGUGGGGAGGGGUGGUGCAUGUGCAUGCCCAUACCCAUAAUUCAAUGCGCCCUGCCCCCACGCAUGCACGCAUGACCCCCAUGCUCCCCCUGCUUUUGACACAUAAUGGGCCCGGUAGGCCCGUUUUUCACUCUCCCCAGACUCCAGAGGCUUUCUUGGAACCUGGGGAGGGUGAAAACAGCCUUCCCCACCCCCUGGAGGCCCUCUGGAGGCCGGAAGUGGCCUGUUUUCCGACUUCUGGUGGGACUGGAAAUUAGCUGGCUGGCGUGCGCAUGCGCGCUGGAGCUGAAAUAGGCAACCCUCAUGUGCCCACAGAUAUGGCUCCGUGUGCCACCUGUGGCACACAUGCCAUAGGUUCACCAUCACGGCUCUAGGGGAUCACCAGGUCAAUGAUUCCAAAUGAUUUAACCAAAAUGAAAAUAAAUGCUUCUUCUAAAUUAGGGAAUUAAUAUUAAAAAAACAAAUAGGAAGAAAAAGGAGUGAAGUUGUGUACAAACUCUAGUUUUGACAUUAAAAAGAAACGCACUGGCUCAUUUAAAUCUAAUUGAGCUUAGCUUGUAAUAAAAAUGUAAGUCCGUAUGAAUAGCAAUAGCCUGCCUAUUUUUUAUUUAGAAAAAUACAUGAAUGUAUCCAGUCCAGAUGCACACAUUAUUUCUUAUAUAUUAAAAAGCACAAAGACUUUC
Pantherophis guttatus is the source of this 6601-nucleotide messenger RNA. RefSeq names its product KN motif and ankyrin repeat domains 4 (gene KANK4). Gene Ontology annotation, biological process: negative regulation of actin filament polymerization. Gene Ontology annotation, cellular component: cytoplasm; cytoskeleton. Gene Ontology annotation, molecular function: protein binding. The record is from RefSeq and is a predicted model, not a curated record. NCBI's taxonomy places the organism in Eukaryota, Metazoa, Chordata, Lepidosauria, Squamata, Colubridae.